Molecule: messenger RNA, 1098 nt
Organism: Sclerotinia borealis F-4128
Lineage: Eukaryota; Fungi; Ascomycota; Leotiomycetes; Helotiales; Sclerotiniaceae
Source: the annotation of a GenBank genome assembly
AUGGCUGUUCUGGUUUGUGAUGAGGAAAAGCCACGCUGUCAGAAAUGUAUCUCGCGCGAUGUCAAAUGUACCUACCCUCAAAUACGGUCUCUGAUCUGGGUUGAUGACGUCCCCGCUUCUGCAAAAGUCAACAGAGAGGGCAAAAAAGACAGCAAUGAUCCUUUACCUCCAGUCUAUAGCUUAACCCCUCCGAACGAACAGUCUUCGACUGCGAACACCCUCAACCUCGAAAAUAUAGAUCUCAUCAUCCAUUGGUUCACCAAAACCGUCCAUACAGUCAAUCCAACCUCCAAUCCUGCCGCCGUAGAAAUAUGUCAAACUCUCAUCUUGAACCAAGCAAUGAAACACCCCUUUCUCCUUCAUGGACUUCUUGCACUUUCCGCCCUCCAUUACGCCGAGUCCCAUGCAGAUCCUCAAAAGUAUAUCGAAAUAGCCACUUCCCAUCACACACAGGGUCUUACUCUCUACCGCUCCAUUCUCCCCAACAUUAGCGAGCAAAAUACGACCGCCAGUAUUGCCUUUUCGAGCCUCACCGCCAUGUUUGCUUUUGGUCUUGCGCGGCCUGUUUCUGUGAACGCGGAAUCAACGGAAUUACUUGACGACUUGGUUCAGAUAUUUGUUCUAGCAAAAGGAUGGCACACAAUUGUCAAUGUAGCAGGAGCACUACAACCUACAAGAGCAUCAAUUUUCUUGCCUCUUCCAGAAAUCAAAGACAACACGUUAUCAGCAGAUGCAGAAGCCGCUUUUAAUCAACUCUAUGCUCUGAAUCAAGACCAAACAAUACCAUUAUACACGCAAGCGAUCUCAUCCCUCAAAACGGUUUUCCAAAAGGUAGAGCAAGGAGAAAAUGAUAAUCCGCAUCUGGCCCUUGAGUGGGGAAACUCAGUAAGCCAAGAAUUCAUGCAGAUGAUCAGGACACGAGAUAGCUUGGCUUUGGUGAUUGUAGGGUUCUCUUGUGUGAUUUUUGAAAAGGUGCCGCAGGUAUGGUUGCUGAAGGGUUGGAGUCGAGGACUUUUUGGUGUGGUUUGGAGGGAGGUGGAUCCUGUGUUUCGUGGGGUGUUGGAAUGGCCUAGAGGGAUGAUUGGUUUUGAGGUAUAG